AUGCAAAUUUUCGUUAAAACUCUUACCGGAAAAACGAUCACUCUUGAAGUCGAGUCGUCAGAUACAAUUGACCAAGUUAAGCAGAAGAUUCAGGAUAAAGAAGGAAUCCCCCCAGACCAGCAACGUUUGAUUUUUGCUGGUAAACAAUUAGAAGACGGUCGCACUUUAUCAGAUUACAACAUCCAAAAGGAAUCCACACUUCACUUAGUUCUUCGACUUCGUGGUGGUAUGCAGAUUUUUGUAAAAACACUCACUGGUAAAACUAUUACCCUUGAGGUUGAAUCAUCCGACACCAUCGACCAAGUGAAACAGAAAAUUCAAGAUAAAGAAGGAAUUCCCCCGGAUCAGCAGCGUUUAAUCUUCGCCGGAAAACAAUUAGAAGAUGGCCGUACUCUCUCGGAUUAUAAUAUUCAAAAAGAAUCUACUUUACAUUUAGUUCUCCGUCUUCGUGGUG
Molecule: messenger RNA, 454 nt
Organism: Racocetra persica
Lineage: Eukaryota; Fungi; Glomeromycota; Glomeromycetes; Diversisporales; Gigasporaceae
Source: the annotation of a GenBank genome assembly